Messenger RNA from Cercopithifilaria johnstoni, 1632 nucleotides. Lineage: Eukaryota; Metazoa; Nematoda; Chromadorea; Rhabditida; Onchocercidae. The record is from the annotation of a GenBank genome assembly.
AUGAUUGGUAGUAUCAAAACGUUAUGUGCCAUUGAAGGAAUUCCAAUGGCUUCUAUGAGACUGAAACACUUCAUAACUGCUCCGAUAUUUUACGCUAAUGGACCUCCACAUAUUGGUCAUCUUUACACUGCGCUGUUAGCAGAUGCUUCAAAUCGUUGGAAGCUAUUAAAGGCUGGUAAUGGUGAUUCGAAUGAUUCCUUGUUCACAACGGGAACUGAUGAACAUGGCUUAAAGAUCCAGCGAACUGCUACAGCAGCCGACUAUGAUCCACUAAGUUAUUGCAAUAACAUUAGCAAUAAAUUCAAAGAUCUGUUUUGCGCCUUUGGUAUACAACCUAAUGAUUUUAUCCGGACCACUGAAAUACGGCACAAAGAAGUUGUUGAACAUGUCUGGACAGAACUGGAUAAGCGAGGUCAAAUACAUCGGGGUAAACAUGAGGGCUGGUAUUCAACUACUGAUGAAUGCUUUUAUGCCAGCGAUGAAGUAGAAAAAUUGAAUGGACAAACUUAUGUGGUUAGUAAAAUGACGAGAUCGGUUGUAGAAUGGGUGCAAGAAGAAAAUUAUGUAUUCCCUUUGUAUAAAUAUCUUGAUGCGGUACGAAAGUGGCUCAGUAGUUAUGAUGUUAUACGUCCUAAGGUUUAUUUUCCGGAAGCAUUUCAACAAGCAAGCAUAGAAGGAAACCUUUCACUAUCAAGAGAUAGAAAGCGAGUCAGUUGGGGUAUUCCAGUGCCAAAUGAUGAAAGUCAAACGAUAUAUGUUUGGUUCGAUGCACUAAUGAAUUAUUUAACAGUAAGUGGUAUUUUCUCUAAUAAGAAAAAGUCAAGUUGGCCGCCGACAUGUCAGAUUGUUGGCAAAGAUAUUUUAAAAUUUCAUGCAGUUAUUUGGCCGGCAUUUUUACUUGCACUCGAUCUUCCUCUUCCGGAGCGCAUAUUUGUCCACAGUCACUGGCUUGUUGAUGGAGCUAAGAUGUCAAAAAGUGUUGGGAAUGUGGUUGAUCCAUUUAUUGCAGCCAGAUCGUUAUCUGAAGAGGGAUUGAGGUAUUUCUUGCUUCGACAAGGAACUCCACAAAGUGAUGCAAAUUUCAUAAUGUCAAAAGCUGUCAAUGUCAUCAACACGGAUCUCGUCAAUAAUGUUGGAAAUUUGCUGCAACGCUCAAUGAUCAAAAAGCUUAAUCCGUCUCAAACAUAUCCAGCAUUUUAUCCGGACUCAUUUCAUAAUAGUUUAUUAGAAUUAGGUGAACCAAUGAUAAAGUCAAUCAACUGUUUGGCAGGAUUAUACGAAGAACAAUUUGAGGAAUUAAUGAUUUAUAAAGCUCUCGAACUUCUCAUGGAGGUUGCGCGGCAAGCAAAUGGUUUUUUUCAGUCCCAUGAACCAUGGAAAGAACUGGACGAUAGAAAGGUAUCUACUUUGUUAUAUACCUGUUAUGAAGUGUUGCGAAUUUGCGGAAUUUUAUUACAGCCAGUUGUACCUCAUUAUGCAGAUCGUCUGCUAAGUAGGUUGGGGAUAAAAAGAAGUGAACGAGGUUUGGAUAACGUUAAGUUUAUAACAGAUUCAAAAUACUUCGGCAGGCCAUUGGGUGAAUAUAGUGGUCCGCUUAUGGACCGAAUUGUGUGCAGGGCUAGCGAAAUUUAA